CAUGUGUUUCUUUCUCCAGCGGAUGCCCGCACUGUGAUUGAAGCUGCCUGGGGCCAGCGGUUUGCGGUCCCUUCAAUGGUCCCUCUUGGAUGGGUAAGCCUGGCGAUAGCCAACAUCGGUCUGUUACGGCAAGGAAGUGCUAAGAUAGCUCCCUCACAGAUCAUGCUAUACGCGCCACAAAACAGCGAGGAGGUAGAAAUUGUUUGUCAAAUCGUCCGAGCUGCGAUUCAGUGGACCACGGGUAUGAAGCUGAAUCAAUUUGCGUAGGAGCGCCAAUCUGAGUUAGCAGUCAGAUGUUCAACGACGACGAAUAGUGGGGAGAGCCUCAACCGAUCCACCAGGCGCAUUACUCGAGUUAGCACCGUGUUAUUUAGCGCAGGAAGUAAACUCAGAUUACAACUUAAAUAAAUAUAGUAUAAAUAGACGCGUCAUAUAACUUUCCUUUCUCACGUACGCCGGAUUUAUGGCUCGGCCUCGGAGUUAAAAGAUAAUGGAUAUAAGAACUCAACCAUCCACUACUGUUUCCGAGACUAGACAGCGAUACAAAGCUUGCGGCCAUCGAUAUUCCUCCAGUCAUGCCUCCUUUUAUCACCCUCGAAGAGCACUACGCCUCGCCCAAAGUGCGCGAAGCAAGCGCAGAAGCCCGCGCUCAUUAUGCCAACUUCCCGCCUGCGAUACUGUCCAGGCUGGAGUCCCUCGGGGAGGAACGUAUCCAGGACCUCGAUAAAGGAAACGUAUCCCUCCAAGUCAUUUCCCACGGUCCAGGGAAUUUACCACCCCCUCUCUGCUCAGAAGUAAACAAUGACUUGGCCUCUGCCAUUACCAGGAAUCCCACUCGACUCGCGGGAUUCGCCAUGCUCCCGAUGAGCGCGCCAGCGGCUGCCGUGGCCGAACUUGAGCGCUGUGUGACGCAACUGGGCUUCGUUGGAGCCCUGGUGGAUAAUCACCUGGACGGACAAUUCUACGACGAUGAACGCUUUUGGCCCAUAUUCGAGAAAGCGCAGGAACUGGACGUUCCGAUCUAUAUCCACCCUACGUUUGCAUCCGACUCCAUGAUGGAGCAUUAUCAAGGGAACUACCAUGACUCUGUGGCGCUGGCGCUGAGCGCAUUCGGCUGGGCCUGGCACGCCGAGACGGGACAUCAUAUCCUCCGGUUAUUUGCUAGCGGUCUCUUUGAUCGCUUUCCCCAGCUGAAAAUCGUGAUCGGGCACAUGGGUGAGCUGCUGCCUUUUCAAUUGGACCGCGUGUUUGCUAUUUCGGACCGAUGGGGCAGAGAAAGAAGCUUUAGGGAGGUUUGGAGAACCAAUAUCUGGAUCACGACUAGUGGCAUGUUUUCGGUGACGCCGCUGGCUUGUCUCCUGCAAACGACUUCCAUUGAUCAUGUGUUGUAUAGCGUUGACUAUCCGUUUUCGCCGAACGAGAAAGGAUUGCAGUUUUUCGAGGAGAUUGAGAAGAGUGGCUUGAUCAUGGGGGGAGAUCUGGAGCUAUUUGCAUAUCAGAAUGCAGAAGCAUUACUAAAGGUCAAGGCGAUCAAUCUAUGAAUUGCUCUUCUUGUCGCAUAUGUUUCGAUUUAAAAAAAGGUUGUUAAUGCGUGGCACUGUCGCUCUAUAUCACUCAUUGCCUUUGUGGCGUACGUUGGACACCUAGAAGCAGGCCGAGAAGUUGUCAUCAGGACACUGGCACAUCUGCCAUGGAA
Molecule: messenger RNA, 1696 nt
Organism: Aspergillus pseudotamarii
Lineage: Eukaryota; Fungi; Ascomycota; Eurotiomycetes; Eurotiales; Aspergillaceae
Product: amidohydrolase family protein
Exons: 1
Coding region: 576-1541 (321 amino acids)
Biological process (GO): secondary metabolic process
Cellular component (GO): cytosol; cytoplasm
Molecular function (GO): carboxy-lyase activity; hydrolase activity
Source: RefSeq, a predicted model, not a curated record